Messenger RNA from Mytilus trossulus (common blue mussel), 2691 nucleotides. Its product is annotated as protein scabrous-like. The record is from RefSeq and is a predicted model, not a curated record. The transcript has 3 exons. Lineage: Eukaryota; Metazoa; Mollusca; Bivalvia; Mytilida; Mytilidae. Bases 124 to 2508 code for a protein of 794 amino acids.
ACCAGCACUGAAUAGUGACAGUGUUACCCAAGCUAUGGAGGGUUAUCUAUCAAAUUAUUAUUUGGGGAUCAAUGAAGUUAUACUAUUCUGAUUUUACAUUCUUGAAAAAAAAUCAUUUUUAAAAUGUGCAGGAGGCUUGCAACUUUAUUCUUGCUUCAAUUGUUUUGUUUCAUCAGUGGUCAGGUGACUGAAAAGCAGACGACAUUCAGUCAUGUGACAGAACAGCAGGAGACAGAUGUGACAACUGAGGACAAGGUGACAGUUCUAGAGGCUGUGGUAAAAAGUUUACAAUCAAGCAUUGAAGAACUAAAAAAUGAAAGGAAAACUGACAAGACCUACUAUGGGGAGGUAGAAAAUAGGAUGAUCCUGACCCAUGCAGAAACUGUAACACUCCACAGUGAUGUCAUGCAACUUAUAACAACACAGACAGAAAUACAAAACAAAAUAACCACACUUGAUGAAAGUGUCGGAGAUCUUAAGCUAGAGUCAAAACAGUUAAAUUUUAUACAAAAACAACUGCAAAAAGAUAUUGGAAGCUGGAUGCAACUGAAAGACAACACAAGAAGAUCCCAAAGAAGACUAGAAAAACGCCUGAAAGAAAAAAUAGAAACCCUAGAUAAAAAGUCAGACGUUGUGUCACAAGACUUACAGAAAACAAAAGAAAACCUUUCUCAAUAUUUUGAGAAGUCUACAAAAGAUGCAGCAAGAUUUAAAAUAUUUGUUCAAAAUAAUACUGAACAGCUAAAAGAAUUCAUUACCAAUCAAACUGCACUAUUCACACCUCUGAAGAAAGAAACAAUAGGUAAAAGAUUUGAAAAACUCUACAAAAUAUACAAUAUAAGCAGACCUAUUGUUCCUGAUAAAAGCAAAGUUUUUCAAAGCUCUGAAAGUACUGAUAGAAUUGAAUCAGAAUUUUUUCAAAUUUCAAAUUCAGUGGAGAAUAAACUAUGGAACGAGGUAGGAAGUGGAGAGGAAGGAAGUGGAGCCACUAUUCCAGUCCUUACAGCUCAUUCACAUAGUAAUUAUGUGCAAAAAAAUGAUCUAUUGAUAGAACUCCAAGAACGAGACGUUGAAAUCACAACUUUACUUGAUAUGUAUGACAACUUAAAACAAGGGCUCGCAGUAAUGGAAGGGAGAAUUCAGGAAAUAAGACUUGGAAAUUUCAUGGAAAGAUUGCAAGAUUCAUUUAUAAAUUUCACCCAGAAAGUUUUGACGAUUGACCAGUGGAAAAUGGCUAGUGGCCAACUUAUAAACUCUACACAAGUAAACCAACAGCAUAUAGCGGGUCUAACAAGUAUGAUAUUUAAUAAUACAAACUUUCUCAGGGAAUUAGACAUGAAAAUAUCUCAUGCUCAGUCUCUCAGUUAUCAACAAUUCAGUUUGUUACGAAUUCAUAUCAUACAACUUAACAAUACAGUACAAGACAUGAAAGAAGAAUGGAAUCGUAAUGGACGUAAUAAAAAUACGCAUCAUAUUCCUCCACCUGUUUAUGUGCAUAGGAUACAAAACGACCAUCAAAAUACAGGAACACUUCUGUCAAGGAUUGAGGAUAUUGCCUUACAAGUAGUGUAUAAUGAGAACAGAAUCGCCAAAAUGGAGCUGAAAAUUUUAAAUGAAAGUUUGUUAGAGUGCAAAAAGGUGAAUGCCGAUAUAUAUCAAGAUUCCAGAAUGAUUCAAAUAGAAAAGUCUAUGGUAAAAAUGUCCGAAGCUUCUCAUAUGGUGAAAGAAAUACUAAAUCAGGUCCAGCGUGACUUGUACCAGGAAUAUGUAAUCAACAGAAAUCAGAGUGAUGUCAUUAAUGUAAUCAUAAAAGAUAUCAACAAAAUUGAUCAUAUCUUCCCUCAGAUAGCCAACAUACAACGUCAGAUAAACUACUUCCAGUUUAUGAUUCCAAAAGACUGCUAUGGUUACCACAGAAGAGGAUUUAAGGAUUCAGGUGUUUAUAUAAUUAAUCCAGCCAAUACAAACUUAUCAAUUCAAGUUUAUUGUGACCUUGAAGAUGAGGAUACUGGCUGGACAUUGAUACAAAGAAGGAUGGAUGGGACAUUAGACUUUAAUAGACCAUGGCAGGAGUACAAGUUUGGGUUUGGUCCGGCUGAUAGUGAAUUUUGGCUUGGAAAUGAUCUCAUUCAUAUGCUUACUACCUCAAAUUCAACGUUAAAAGUAGACAUGAUCGAUCAAAACAAUCAACAUUGGACUGUUACUUAUGAUCAAUUUUUUAUUGCCUCUGAACGGGAAAACUAUAAAAUUUCAGUUAGUGGUUUCCAUGGAAACAAUACAGACAGUCUGGGUUAUAUCAAUGAAAUGGGUUUCAGUACAUAUGACCGUGACAAUGACGGCAGCAGUUCACAUUGUGCAAUGUUUUAUACAGCUGGGUGGUGGUAUAAACACUGUCACUAUGGCAACCUAAAUGGCCGCUACCGUUUAGGCAUGGUUUGGUACAAUUUUUAUGAAGGUAAAUGGAUUCAAUUAAAAUAUGCUUCCAUGAAAAUCAAACCAAAUCUUUGAUGUAAUUUGAAUUUUAGUUUCUAAAUACUUGCUAUUUUAAAAAGUAAGUAGACUUAGGUUGCUCUGAAGUCUUCUGGUCAAUUCAUCAACUUAUCCCAUGGACCAAGAUAAUCCCCAAAAGUCUGUCAUAAGUCAGCGCAGCCUUUGUCUAGAUUUAAAAUGCAAUGGAAAAUGUAAUUUUAU